Molecule: messenger RNA, 2487 nt
Organism: Pipistrellus kuhlii (Kuhl's pipistrelle)
Lineage: Eukaryota; Metazoa; Chordata; Mammalia; Chiroptera; Vespertilionidae
Gene: DLX3
Product: distal-less homeobox 3
Exons: 3
Coding region: 140-1003 (287 amino acids)
Biological process (GO): embryo development; epithelial cell differentiation; regulation of transcription by RNA polymerase II
Molecular function (GO): DNA-binding transcription factor activity, RNA polymerase II-specific; RNA polymerase II cis-regulatory region sequence-specific DNA binding
Source: RefSeq, a predicted model, not a curated record
GCGAGCGAGAGCGACCGUCCGGAGGCCGGCGCGGUCCCAGCAGCGCCCCUCGGCCUCCCUCCCCGGGACCCCCCUCCCGCCGGCGCACACCCCUCCCCGCCGCGGCCCGGAGCGGAGCGGCGCGGCCCCCGCCGCCACCAUGAGCGGCUCGUUCGACCGCAAGCUCAGCAGCAUCCUCACCGACAUCUCCAGCUCGCUGAGCUGCCACGCGGGCUCCAAGGACUCGCCCACGCUGCCCGAGUCCUCCGUCACGGACCUGGGCUACUACAGCGCGCCGCAGCACGACUACUACGCGGGCCAGCCGUACGGCCAGGCGGUGAACCCCUACUCCUACCACCCGCAGUUCAACCUCAACGGGCUGGCCGGCGCCGGCGCCUACUCGCCCAAGUCGGACUACACCUACGGGACCUCCUACCGGCAGUACGGAGGGUACCGGGAGCAGCCGCUGCCGGCGCAGGACCCCGUGUCGGUGAAGGAGGAGCCGGAGGCCGAGGUGCGCAUGGUGAACGGGAAGCCCAAGAAGGUCCGCAAGCCGCGCACCAUCUACUCCAGCUACCAGCUGGCCGCCCUGCAGCGCCGCUUCCAGAAGGCCCAGUAUCUGGCGCUGCCCGAGCGCGCCGAGCUGGCUGCGCAGCUGGGCCUCACGCAGACGCAGGUGAAGAUCUGGUUCCAGAACCGCCGCUCCAAAUUCAAGAAGCUGUACAAGAACGGGGAGGUGCCGCUGGAGCACAGCCCCAACAACAGCGACUCCAUGGCCUGCAACUCGCCGCCGUCGCCCGCGCUCUGGGACACGUCCUCGCACUCCACGCCGGCCCCCGCCCGCAGCCAGCUGCCCCCGCCGCUCCCGUACAGCGCCUCCCCCAGCUACCUGGACGACCCCACCAGCUCCUGGUACCACGCACAGAACCUGAGCGGGCCCCACUUACAGCAGCAGCCGCCCCAGCCGGCCACCCUGCACCACGCCUCCCCGGGGCCCCCGCCCAACCCCGGGGCUGUGUACUGAGCACCCACCUGAACCUCCCACGAAGGACUGACUCCCGGGACCAGACAGGAGGCGUCUCUGUCCUCGCCGACACUCAGGAAUCAUCGGAGGAGCGCCACGGGGGAAGGGAACGCCCCUCCCCGGGCCCUGGUCCCUUCCUCCGGACCCGAGAGCUCCGGAUGAAAUUUGCAUGGGCCAAGGGCGUCCCCCAACCUCUCUCCCCCUGCCGAGACACUAGGGUGCCCUGCCAGGUGUUGGGGGUGCCCCGCUCCAGCUGGGACAGCUGUUCUCCUUCCGUCCCAGGAGCCUGGGCGGGUGUUCCGUGGCUUGUCACCUUCCAGCCUCGAACACCGAGGACUUACUUUCCAGACUGGAGACCGGGGCACCGGGGGACCAGGGAGUGUGUGCCGGUUGGUCGGUCGGUCGGUGGGGCCUGGUCUGGGACACCGGGCACUGUGGAUGCCAGGACCGGCAGGGUCUGGUUCCUCCUACGUGAACUGUGGCUCCCUCUUCCCGAGGACCCCGCUGCCAAAGAGACAUUGGACACGGAGCCUGGGACUCAGGGGGGCACCCCAAGCAGCCCCCGACCCGCCCUUGCAGCCCUCGUUUACGACUUGAGGGUUAAAGCAAAGGGAGUGGGGGAGGGGGUAUUUUAAUAUUUGCGGCAUCUGAGGGAAGAACUCCAGGCGUGGUCUCUCUCCUCUCCUGGUCAGAGAGGAGGGGUGGGUCCUAGGAGUCUUUCGGAAGGACCCGUGUCUUCUUCUGUGUACAGGACUUUGCACAAGUUUGGUUUUAAAAGCUGUUGAAAAAUAGGAAAACAAAGGGCAUUGUUAACAGAUAGGAUCAAUCUCCCCUAGGUAGACACCUCUGCUCUGCCCCCCCCCACCCCUCUCCCCACCUCUUCUUCCCGCCCCACCCCCCUUCUCCUCCAGUAAGCUGGCAGUUCUGGUGCCAAACCCCAAGUCUCCAAGGAGACAUUCCAGGCAAGACAAACCCCCAAACACCCCCUUUCUGGCGGCCUUGGAAGCAGAUUGCACGGGGUGAGGUGCCCGAGGAGAGAGGGGAGGGCUGUAGCUCGCUGCCUUGAGGGGUGAGGGGGUGGCGAUCAGACGUCCCCCCAGAGCUCGCUCUCCUCCACCCCUGAUGUGGUCAAACCCCGGGGAAAGGAGAGGUAGGAGCCGGGAGCUAUAUAUAUAGAGCCUGUAUUUUUCUAAGAGCACCAGAAAGCAGCAGCCUCCUCCCUGUGCGGUUUCCUAUUUAUGUGGCCCUUUCCUCCUGGAUGUACCUGCCUUCGCGGCAGCGUGAGCUGAGAGAAGCAGGGAUGGGCGCUGGCUGGGUUGGGGUUUGGUGCGGGUGCAGAAAUGAGGAGAAAUGGUGGAUCUCCAACAGUCCCCCCCCAGGGGGACAGGAACGGAGCCAGCUCCCACCCCCUCCCAGCCUUCUCAUUUCUGCUUUCUUACUGGACCCAUCUUUAUAUAUAAUGUUAAUAAAAAAGAAGGAAAUAA